Molecule: messenger RNA, 1677 nt
Organism: Paramecium pentaurelia
Lineage: Eukaryota; Ciliophora; Oligohymenophorea; Peniculida; Parameciidae
Source: the annotation of a GenBank genome assembly
AUGGCCAACACACUAAUUUAAGCUUUUAGAAAUCUAAAAAUGAGAUCUCAGAUCAUCUCUCUUGAUAUUAUGAUCCUCCUUUUAGUUUUAAGCAUAGCUGGAGUAGCUGUAUAUGUGGAAAUCAAAAUAUUUUAUUAUAUAUCAGAAAGAUCUUUGCAAAACACAUUAGUAAUUUCGGACAUCAAGUAAAUUUCUCUUACUACCCAUUUGAUGAAACAUUACAUCUUAGAAAAACAUAAAAUUAGUAUUUAUAUUUACUAAAACAUUUAGGCAUUUAAUUAGCUGACCAUAUCUCUUCAUUCUUAUACUACUAUGCUAAAAUUUAAAGUGAAGUUAGAUUUAAAAAUCCUUUUGACUCUUGUUUUUCAUCAAAUGAUUACAUAAAUAGCAUCUACAUAGAACAAGUUCAAAAAAUGUGUUAUUCAAUUUAUGGAAAUAUUGAAUUAGAGGAUGCCUUUACACAGAAUCCUAGCAUUUAAUUACUUUAUAAUGGUCUUAGAUUAUUAGACCAAUUUGGUUUAGAAUUGAAUAAAUUUUAUCCAGAUUUUAUACAAUUUGUGGAUAUCACUGAUAUAAAUUUUAAUGGUUUAUAUCCGUUUGGAUUUUAUAUCCCAAAUUAUAACCUUUAAAAUCGGCCUUGGUAUUUUGAAUUUUAACUUUAGGUAUGUUGAACAUCUUUAAAAGACUUAAAUGGAACCAAACUAAUUCUAUUUUUUUACAGAUGUUUACAAAAUGAUAGUUGGAGAUUUUAAUUAUUAUUUCUCAAUUACUUAAUCUUUAUUUGAUUAAAACAAACAAUUUAUAGGCAUUUUAAAACUUAUGUUAUCGAUUGAUGAUUUAAAUUUUAAUAAUGUCAAAUCUAACAUAAUGUUAAUUAAUAAAUAUGGAUAAGUUAUUUACAAUGAAAUGGAAAUGCAAUAGAUUAAUAAAACUUAAGUAUAUUAUAUUUAUAAUGAAACUAUCACUGGUUUCAAUAAUUCUGAUUGGAAAAUAAUAGAAAAUAAGGCUAUUUUUAAUACAAAAAUAUAAUUUGAAAAUGAUGACGAUUUAUCUAAAUGUAUUAUUUUAUAUAAUAAAUUUUAUAAAUCCUAUGUACAUUUGAGAAGUGAAAAAUUUAUCAAUGAGAACUUUACAUUAAUAAUGUAAUGAGUGUUUUUGACUAUUAGAUACACAAAUAUAACAUCAAAGAAAAUUUUAGAAGAACAAUUUCAAGAAGCAUAUCUUGAAUCUGAAACUUGGAUUUUAAGUGCAGCUUGCACAAUAUUACUAAUUGGAGCUUUAUUAUUUAGUAUUAGUACAUGUAUUAUAAAUAUCAUCUGUUAACCAUUGAUAGAAAUCAAUCAUAAAAUAUCAAAUCAUGUUUUAUCUGUUGGAAAUAAUAUAAACCAAAUGAUCUUCAAAAUUCUGUAAUCUAAAAAGAAAUCUUCUAAUCUAUAUGCUAAUUUAAAUGAAUAACUUUGGAAUUUAUAAAAUACAAUACAAAUAAAAUAAAUAAAAAAAUGUGAGUAAUGCAUCCUUAUUGAAAAGAUGUUUUAUCAUAGAAGAGAUAGUAGUUUAAACUGUUAAUAAAUAAAAAAUGCCAUAAGUAAUAUUUAAGGAGAUGCAUAAGUAGAUCCUCAAGAACUUUAUUUAUUAUACUAAUUUAUGCUUCAAUAAUUCAAGGUCUAAUAAUUCUGA